ACAACGGCAGCGCCGCCGCCCGCGCGCCCGCCACGGCCGAGGGCAUGGCGCUCGCCUACGGCAGCCUCGUGCUCAUGGCSCUGCUGCCCAUCUUCUUCGGCGCGCUGCGCUCCGUCAGCUGCGCCAAGAGCAAGAACUCCUCUGAGAUGCCGGAGACCAUCACGAGCCGCGACGCCGCCCGCUUCCCCAUCGUCGCCAGCUGCACCCUCCUGGGCCUCUACCUCUUCUUUAAGAUAUUCUCCCAAGAGUACAUCAACCUCCUGCUCUCCAUGUACUUCUUUGUGCUGGGAAUCCUGGCCCUGUCGCACACCAUCAGCCCCAUGAUGAACAGAUUCUUUCCUGCAAAUUUCCCCAACAAACAGUACCAGCUUCUCUUCACCCAGGGCUCCGGGGAGACCAAGGAAGAAAUAGUGAAUUACGAGUUCGACACCAAGGAUCUCGUGUGCCUGGCCAUGAGCAGCGUUGUCGGGGUCUGGUACCUGCUGAGAAAGCACUGGAUUGCCAACAACCUCUUUGGCCUGGCCUUUUCCCUCAACGGGGUGGAGCUGCUGCACUUGAACAACGUCAGCACUGGCUGCAUCCUGCUCGGGGGCCUCUUCAUCUACGACGUCUUCUGGGUCUUUGGCACCAACGUGAUGGUGACUGUUGCCAAAUCAUUCGAGGCCCCAAUAAAACUGGUUUUUCCUCAGGACCUGCUGGAGAAGGGUCUAGAGGCCGACAACUUUGCCAUGCUCGGCCUGGGAGACAUUGUCAUUCCAGGGAUCUUCAUUGCCUUGCUGUUGCGCUUUGACAUCAGCCUAAAGAAGAACACGCACACGUAUUUCUACACCAGCUUUGUGGCCUAUAUCUUCGGGCUUGGCCUGACCAUUUUCAUCAUGCACAUCUUCAAGCAUGCCCAGCCRGCUCUGCUCUACCUAGUCCCCGCAUGCAUCGGAUUCCCGCUGCUUGUGGCCUUGGCAAAGGGAGAAGUAACCGAAAUGUUCAGCUAUGAGUCCUCUGCUGAAAUCUUGCCGCACACUCCGCGACUCACGCACUUCCCCACGGUGUCCGGCUCGCCCGCCAGCCUYGCUGACUCCAUGCAGCAGAAGCUGUCGUGUCCCCGCCGCCGCCGCCAGCAAAGCCCCAGUGCCCUGUAGCCCCCGGCCCUUUCUGCCUGUCGCUCUGGCCAGCUACGAGGAGACCUCCCCGCCCAAGGAGGUGCCGGGGGCCCCCAAAGAAGAGACGGCA
Nothoprocta perdicaria is the source of this 1227-nucleotide messenger RNA. It is a transcript of the gene HM13, whose product is annotated as histocompatibility minor 13. Gene Ontology annotation, molecular function: aspartic endopeptidase activity, intramembrane cleaving. The transcript has 13 exons. Gene Ontology annotation, biological process: membrane protein proteolysis. NCBI's taxonomy places the organism in Eukaryota, Metazoa, Chordata, Aves, Tinamiformes, Tinamidae. The record is from RefSeq and is a predicted model, not a curated record. Gene Ontology annotation, cellular component: lumenal side of endoplasmic reticulum membrane; membrane; cytoplasmic side of endoplasmic reticulum membrane. The coding region runs from base 45 to 1136 and encodes 363 amino acids.